UAAAAAUUGGCUGUUUAACCGAAUAAAACUAGACCAAUUCCUACGAACCAUCGUAAAAAGUACCGAGCAUUAAACAACGUAAAAGAGUCGAAACGAAUCAUUAUGGUUGUUUCCGUUAGUACCGGAAAAAUCUAGAGAUAGCCAGCCGGACGAUCUCCGGAAAAUGGAGCGCAAUCGAAUCGGAACCGCGUCGAAUUCUCGGUCAGUCGCGAACUCGAGUACCCCGGUACUGAUCGCGCCGUUUCCGAAGAACCAGUCGCGAUAUUUCGCUCGGGAUGGCCGCCAUGCUUCCCGGCGCUCGUUUCGUCCUCAUCGUUUCCAUCGUCUGGUCGACGUCGGGACGCUCCUGCGACGCCUUGGGGAGCACCGCCGAUGGAUUUGGCAGAGCGCUGAAGGAGCAAGGCUCACCCGCGCCGAAUACACCGGAAGCAAGCGCAGUGCAAAUCAUCCGGCAACCCCUGCGAAUCCAAAUCCAAUCCAAACCCGACCAAAAAUCCGGCUCGAUCUCGCGCCAGCGGAAGAGAAAACGCAAAAAGGACGCCGGCUCCUUCGUGGAGCGCAUCCUGCCCUUGAUGGUGACGCCGUUCCUGAUCUCCUCCUCCAUGGUGCCCGCGAUGCUGGCCUCGCUGCUGCACAUGCUGGUCAAGAGCGCCCUGCUGGGCAAGAUCGGGCUCGUCCUCAUGUUAGUUAACAUGUUCAGCUCCCGGAGGAAUCCCGGCGCCGUCACCCACCACGAUCUCGGCGCCGGCGCCGGCGCCGACGGCGUCGCCAUGGCCCACUACGGUUGGCGCGGCGACGAGGAGUACGGCGCUUACGUCAACAGAAAGAAACGGAAAUAAAACGAGCUUUAAAAUUUAGUUUUAUAUAUAGUAAACACGUUAAUACAUGCAAGAAAAUUCAUUAAUAACCUAAC
Phyllotreta striolata is the source of this 913-nucleotide messenger RNA. The record is from the annotation of a GenBank genome assembly. NCBI's taxonomy places the organism in Eukaryota, Metazoa, Arthropoda, Insecta, Coleoptera, Chrysomelidae.